UGUCGAUCCUAUGUGAUCCGUAUAUAUAUCGGACCGCUAUAUCGUUUCACAGAUAUUAACGUGGAACAGCAAUACAUGCAAGACAAUGGUGUUUUGGGAGGUUACAUUUUUAUUUGCUUUGAGUCUCAAAGCUUGUGUUGUUGCUGUCGAGCAAGAAUCAAUCAAGGCGAACGGGUACCUUAUUGACAAGUGGGGGAAAUUAUUUGAUUUUAAUGAUUUCAGUCAUGAUGGAAUUCUUUCAAUUGAAGACACAAAAGUAUUUGGGGAACAUUAUAGAGUCCGUGGUGAUAUGACCGAUAAGCAAAUAAAGAUGUUUAUAAAAGACAUGGAUAGACUAUGGAAGGACUUCUAUUUCACAAACAAGAAAGAACUUUCCAAAGAUGACUUUAUAAACUUGAUGAAACAAAGAUAUGAGUCCAACACAACUGCUUUUAUUGAGAUGGUGCUUUUGUUCGAAUCGGGUUAUUGCAAAUUAAUAGACUUGAAUGGAGACAAGUUUCUUUCAAAAGACGAAUUUAUAAUGGACUUUAAUACAGGAAAGCUCAGCAAUACCAAAAUAGACGAACAAUUUUUCUACAUGUAUCGGCCUGUUUAUGAUCGUAUCCCCUUUAACGAUAUGAUUAUGUCUUUUGUUCGUUUUUAUACUGAACCCGAUAAGUUGAAAACGGACAUUGUUUUAAAUGGAUUAAAUAUCGGUGUUUGAAUAAUAACUAUUUUCUUGACACGUGAAGAAAAACUGGAAGAGGACAGAUAAUACGAAAUGGUUUAUCCGAAUACCAUUAUGUUAUUUAAUCUUAAUAUAUACAACAAAAUUAACCUUAGACGUGAAACAGAUGUUAACUAUCUGUAAACAACUUUUUCUAAGGACAUACACUAUUUUCAUAAUGUUAUAAAAUGACUGAUAUGUUUUAUCGUGACAUAUGAUAAAGCUUGGAACAAAACAAUAAAUCACGCAAAUGCAACAGUCAUACCUAUUUGACACAUUAUUUUAUUAAAUGUCUUGACACCAGUUUGUAAACUUUAAACAGUUCCAUUCCGUGAUAAAAGGGUCAUAAUUUCCAACAUAAUAAUCCGAUUUGAACGGAAGUUUCCGAUCAUAUGGCAAAUCAUAUAAGAAAAACAAAAUCCUAAAUUUCGUUUAAAAAAAAUAACUAAAAAAGCUCAUU
Messenger RNA from Ruditapes philippinarum (Manila clam), 1166 nucleotides. RefSeq names its product sarcoplasmic calcium-binding protein-like. Lineage: Eukaryota; Metazoa; Mollusca; Bivalvia; Venerida; Veneridae. The record is from RefSeq and is a predicted model, not a curated record. The coding region runs from base 86 to 703 and encodes 205 amino acids. The transcript is spliced from 4 exons.